AUGAGCAACUGCCUUGUGCCCAGUCGAGACUGCCAACUCAAGGACACCCAUAACUUGGAAGGUAACCCCAAACGGUCGAACCAAAGCAACAAAAGCAACCAAACUAGCCAAAACGACAACUCAUAUAUGGAAAAAAAAAAACAGGCAAAAAGCAGCGAAAAGAAGACCCAUUCGCCUGAACAGGGGAGAAAAAUUAUGAACAGUCAGAAAAAAAAAAAAAAAUUGUCAAACGAUGAAAGAGUCCAAGUUUCAACCUGCGAAACAUUCGUUAAUGAAGAUAAUUACACAACGUACGAGAAUUUGUCUGUUAAGGAGCUGAGUGAUGAGGAAGUCAUUUCGGAGAAUGAAUACAACAAGAAAAUUAAGCAAUCUCAGAAUGGUCUACUUAUAAGCAAAGAAUUUUACGAUUUUCUCGUAAGCAACGAUGAUGACCAGGCGAAUGGAAAGUGCACAAAAAAUGACGCGCGUUUUGAAGAGCUCGUUCAGAAUGAGGCGAAUUCUCCUCCCGCCGCUUGUUCCACAAAAGUUUCACACAAUGUAGACGAAUGGAUUAACAAAUUGUUAAAGUGUGAGCUGCUUCACAUGGAGGAAGUAAAGCUCAUGUGCACACUGCUCAGGGACAUCCUAAAGGAGGAGCCCAACUGUGUGCAAGUCAGCGUCCCCGUGACCGUCGCGGGGGAUAUACACGGCCAGUUUUACGACCUCCUGGAGUUGUUCCAUAUAGGAGGAUUCCCGCCGGACGUGAACUACCUCUUCCUGGGCGACUACGUAGACAGGGGGUACUACUCAUGUGAGUGCUUCUGUCUGGUGGCCUGCCUCAAGAUAAAGUACCCCAGCAGAGUGACCAUCCUAAGAGGGAACCACGAAAGCAGACAAAUAACCAAGGUGUACGGGUUUUACGAUGAGUGCAUGAGGAAAUACAAUGGAGACUACAACGCCUGGAGGUACAUAACGGACGCCUUCGAUUAUCUGCCCCUCACAGCCAUUAUUGGCAACCAAAUUUUCUGUGACCAUGGAGGAAUUUCUCCCUAUUUGCACACCAUUAAUCAAAUUAAUGACUUAGAUAGAUUUAAGGAAAUCCCGCAGGAUGGUCCUAUUUGUGACUUACUUUGGAGUGACCCUGCUGGACCUGAGGAUGGAAUCAUUGAAGGUUGGAAAGCAUCUCCUAGGGGUGCUGGUGUUGUCUUUAGCGAAGAGAGGACGAAUGCCUUUCUUCGACAGAAUAAGCUUAGUUGUAUAUGUAGGGCUCAUCAGCUGGUUCAGGACGGCUUUCUAUGGAUGCACAAUGAUAAGGUGGUCACAAUAUUUAGUGCUCCUAAUUAUUGCUAUAGGUGUGGCAAUUCCGCCUCUCUGAUGCUCGUCGAUGAAUACAUGGAAAAGGACUUUGUCACCUUUAACACAGCUCCCCUAAGGGCCAACGCGAAGGCUCUGAGGAGGAACGUGGGCUACAUGUUGUGA
Molecule: messenger RNA, 1458 nt
Organism: Plasmodium coatneyi
Lineage: Eukaryota; Apicomplexa; Aconoidasida; Haemosporida; Plasmodiidae
Product: Serine/threonine-protein phosphatase
Exons: 3
Coding region: 1-1458 (485 amino acids)
Biological process (GO): mitotic cell cycle; peptidyl-serine dephosphorylation
Cellular component (GO): cytosol
Molecular function (GO): protein serine/threonine phosphatase activity
Source: RefSeq, a predicted model, not a curated record